CACAGGGAGUUUCGAGGUGGAGUUGACACCGGCAGGACGAAUAAUAUUGAUCGUCAGACAGUCCUCGGACACCGGAAAGCCGCUAGGCAGACCCUGCAUGCGGAGGUCGUCAGCACGGGAGGCCGGAAGCGGAGAUCGCCGAGCGGCGGUUUGGCAUACGGGAUGCCUUUGGAGCCUCAGCUCGAGGGAACGUCGAAGCAGUUGGGGAGCGCACCUCCGAAGAACUCCUGGCCGAACGUCGAUAAGCUGCGCCCAACCACGGCUGUUUUGCCGAGUUGCACCGUUGGGGCGCCACUGGCGGCGAGAGCAAAGAGCAGUACACAAGAGAGUAUGGCUGGAAUUCGCGUCAUCGCAGAUGAGAGGGGAUCCGCUAAUUGCUCC
Molecule: messenger RNA, 381 nt
Organism: Mycena citricolor
Lineage: Eukaryota; Fungi; Basidiomycota; Agaricomycetes; Agaricales; Mycenaceae
Source: the annotation of a GenBank genome assembly